UGAUUGGGCCAUGGGAAAAAUAUACCAACAUUUUCAAUUGGUCCUUAGUUUCAAGUUCCGCGAUUUAAACACAAUUACGUGCAAAAUAAGUCUAAAUGAACUGAUUCUGGAUCAGUAUCCGUAAUUUGGUGAUAUGCUAAGAGAAAUUUGGAAAAACCAAGUAGGAUUGCUGUUUAUAUUUGAUGGUUUGGAUGAAUUCAAGGAUAGAAUUGAUUUUGGUGACAGUCAGAGAGACAUUGACCCUCAGCGCACGUGCACAGAUCCCCAAUUCCGGUGUAAAGUGUCCGAUAUUGUGUACAGUUUAAUCCAACACAAGCUGCUCCCGGGGUGUUCAGUGCUAGUGACCACCCGCCCCGCUGCGUUACAUUUAUUGGAAAAGGCGGAGAUCAGCGAUUGGACUGAAAUCCUGGGAUUUGUUGGUGAGGAACGGAAGGAAUAUUUUAACAUGUUCUUUGAAGAUCAGACGGUGGCAGCAGCCGUUUUCAAACACGUGGAGGAGAACGAAAUCCUGUACACGAUGACCUACAAUCCUUCCUACUGUUGGAUUCUCGGACAGGCUCUGGGCCCCUUCUUCAUGAAAACACUCGGUCACUCGUAUCGGAUUCCCAAGACCAUCACCCAAUUAUAUUCCUACUAUAUUUACAACAUCCUAAAAACCCACAGCCGUGAGAUUGAGAGCCCCUGUGAGACGUUAGUGAGGGUUGGCCAGAUGGCCUUCACAGGAGUGGCUGAAAAAAGCAUUGUGUUCACGGAUGAAGAUUUGAGCAUGUACAAACUGCAACCUUCCCAGUUCCUGUCUGGGUUCCUGAUGGAGCUUUUGGAGAAAGAGGACUGUGCCCGGAGCAUGGUGUACACAUUUACACAUCUCGCCAUCCAAGAGUUUGUAGCCGCACUUGUGCGUUUCUUGACGCCAAAUGCACGGGGCAUCCAGAAACUCCUCACUGAAGCUCACUGCUCGACUGACGGGCGUUUUGAGGUAUUUCUCCGUUUUGUCGCUGGUCUCUCCUCCCCAUUGUCAGCUCGGCCACUGGAGGAGUUUCUGGGUCCAUUUACUCAUGAGACAACCUGCCAGGUGAUUGACAGGGUGAAGGAGGAGGUUAAACGUCAGACUGGAAAUGCUGGGAGUGAAGCUGGAAAAAGGAGCCUCCUGAACACGAUGCAUUAUCUGUUUGAGUCUCAGAAUCAUGCACUAGCUCAGCAGACACUGGGACUUGUGGAAACAAUUUCAUUUGGUGGACUGCAGCUUACGCCAAUUGAUUGCGCUGUCCUGUCUCACGUUAUUCGGUUCUGUGGCACGAUUAAAUGCCUCAAUCUGGAGCACUGCCUCAUUCAAUGUGAAGGACUCCAGCGGCUGGCACCCGUACUGCACAAGUGCCAAGAGUUGGGAUUGGGGGCCAAUGACCUGGGGGAUUCCGGAGUGAAACAUGUGUCUGCGGCUUUGAAGAGGCCGGACUGCAAAGUAGAGAAAUUGCGGCUGCUCAGGAACCACCUAGCUCCUCCUUGCGCCAAGGAUCUGGCCUCCGGUCUCUGCGCAAACCGUUCCCUGACGGAGCUGAACCUCAGUGACAAUGAAUUGGGAGAUUCUGGUACGAAACUGGUGUGUGCGGCUCUGAGUAACACUGGCUGCAAAAUACAAAAACUGUGGUUGGGGGGAAAUGGUCUCACAGAAUCUUGUGCCGAGGAUCUCGCCACCGCUCUCAAUGCAAGCAUCUUUCUGACCGAGCUCUAUGUUGGAACUAAUAAACUGGGAGACUCGGGAGUAAAAGCUAUGUGUCCGGCUUUGAGCAACCCGGGAUGUAAAAUACAGAAACUUUGGUAAGUAACGACUGGGAAUUA
This is a messenger RNA of Leucoraja erinaceus (little skate), 1836 nucleotides long. Its product is annotated as NACHT, LRR and PYD domains-containing protein 3-like. The record is from RefSeq and is a predicted model, not a curated record. Bases 134 to 1819 code for a protein of 561 amino acids. Gene Ontology annotation, cellular component: cytoplasm. The transcript is spliced from 4 exons. Gene Ontology annotation, molecular function: protein binding. NCBI's taxonomy places the organism in Eukaryota, Metazoa, Chordata, Chondrichthyes, Rajiformes, Rajidae.